UAGUCCAGAAUUAAAUAAACUUAGUGCUAUAGUAUGGCAGAAUAUCCUGAGCAUGGGGAUUUAAAAUUAGACGAUUCCGAUGUUUCUGAAGCGAAUACGUCAAAAAGAAGUACCACCUCUUUGCAUGAAGAAAGUUUUGAUGAAAAACCAGGUUCUUCAAAAUUAAAAAGAAAGUUUGGUUCACCAUCAGGACCUCAAGAAAGCCCAAGCAAAGGAGACAAAAAUACAUCAAUUUCAUCGAAAGAAUCACCAAAAAAAGAUCCUACGUCAGCACAACAGGCAACUGCUGAUGAAAUAUUAUCAGCGAAACGAAAAAAAGAAAAAUCAGGAAGAGUUGAAAGAAUGAAAAUGCAGCGACUUGUAACAGCGUUCUCUGAAGACCAAUUAAACAGAUAUGAAAUGUACAGACGUUCAUCGUUUCCAAAAGCUUCAAUAAAACGAUUAAUGCAAUCCAUCGCUGGAUGCACAGUAUCGCAAAAUGUGGUGAUAGGUGUUGCUGGAGUGUCUAAAGUUUAUGUCGGUGAAAUCAUGGAGAUAGCACUUGAUGUUAUGGAGCAACAAGGGGAAACGCCUCCAGUAAAACCGAAACAUAUUCGUGAAGCAAUCAGAAAAUUAAAAGCCAGGAGAACUUUCCCGUUUUCUAAACUAAAGACUAACCCAUUAUGAUGCCUGUAUUUGAAUUGUUUUGCGAAUACUGCUGGAUGUAUUAGAAACACAGAAGGCCGAAUCCUACCAAGCCUGUCCUGAAUGGCUUUUCUGGUUGAGAGAUGGGUACAUUGCUGUCAUUUUUCUAUCAAAAUCAUGGAAAAAUGGACUUUUGU
Styela clava is the source of this 821-nucleotide messenger RNA. RefSeq names its product transcription initiation factor TFIID subunit 11-like. Gene Ontology annotation, biological process: RNA polymerase II preinitiation complex assembly; transcription initiation at RNA polymerase II promoter. The record is from RefSeq and is a predicted model, not a curated record. Gene Ontology annotation, cellular component: transcription factor TFIID complex; nucleus. Gene Ontology annotation, molecular function: RNA polymerase II general transcription initiation factor activity; protein heterodimerization activity. NCBI's taxonomy places the organism in Eukaryota, Metazoa, Chordata, Ascidiacea, Stolidobranchia, Styelidae.